Messenger RNA from Caenorhabditis elegans, 907 nucleotides. Its product is annotated as RING-type domain-containing protein. NCBI's taxonomy places the organism in Eukaryota, Metazoa, Nematoda, Chromadorea, Rhabditida, Rhabditidae. Bases 12 to 890 code for a protein of 292 amino acids. The transcript has 6 exons. The record is from RefSeq and is marked reviewed. Gene Ontology annotation, molecular function: zinc ion binding.
AGUGACAUGAAAUGGCAAUUUUUGAGUGUGAAGUUUGCAAUGAAGAUUAUUCGAAUUUAGAUGAAAGUCGUGCUCCGCGAGUUUUAAAAUGUGGUCACUCGAUUUGUCAGAACUGUGCAGUCAAACUAAUCUCGAAUUCUGUGAUUUUGUGCCCAAAAAAGUGCUCUGAAACAACAGAGGUCCAAAAUGGAAAUGUGGAGAGCCUGCAGAAAAAUUUUGGUCUGAUGCAGGCUAUGGAGAUGAUGGAAGCUAGUUCGAGUAACUCACCGCCAAAGUGCAAAGAGCAUCGAUAUAAUAUUGCGGAGUUUUUGUGCAGUGAGCACGACUGUCCCUCAAUCGACAAACUAAUGUGUAGGACUUGCGAGGAGUUUGGAGUUCAUACAGGUCAUACAAAAGUUUUGAUGAGUGUAGAAGCUGGAAAAAUUAGAGAUGUACUGGAAUGCAGGCUGAAACAGAUGAAAUUGAAUGCUGAAUCAUUCACAGUGCAGCUAGAAGAAUUUAGAGAAGCUAUGUCAAAUAGACAACUUUUUAUUGAAAAGCUUUCGGAGAUAAAAUAUCAUUUCAGUAGAAUCCGUCAAUUGGUUGAUGAAAGGGAAAAGAGGAUUACAGAUAAAUUAACUUUUAAUACGACAGAAAUAUACAAGUGCAAUAAGGAAACUGAAUCCAAUAUGAAACGUUUGCAGGAUUGUCUUCUUGAGAAAAUUGAGCAAACAACGAAGUUCUCAAAAAUUAGUGAUUAUCAGUUACUCCAAGCCGACAUUGAUCUAGGAGGACUGACUUGGUACCAUAGCCCUAUUACUCAGAAAUUCUCCCCGGCUGACACAAAGACUAUGGAUGUUAAACUACCAGCUUUCAAAUUUGUGGUGAAAAAACAACAAAAGUUUGAAUAAAAUAUUGUUAUCUGGUU